AUGGAGGAACAACGUGAAAUACUGGAACAAUUGAAGAAAACUCUACAAAUGCUAACUGUUGAGCCAUCCAAGAAUGAUCAAACUGUCCACAAGAAGAGUGAUAAGGGAAAAUUCGAAAAUUCAGGAUAUAUCCUCGAGCACAAUUACGAGGACAUUGCGCAGGAGUUCAUUGAAUUCAUUUACGGCAACCCUACCACUUACCAUGUAAUAUCAUUCUUCGCCAAACUGUUAGAUAAGCAUGGCUUCAAAUACCUGAGCGAGAAAUCCAAUUGGAAUGAUUCCAUUGGCGAAGAUGGCGGGAAAUUCUACACCAUCAGAAACGGUACUAACCUCUCCGCCUUUAUCCUGGGCAAGAACUGGAAAGCUAACAAGGGUGUUGGUGUCGUUGGAUCUCAUGUCGACGCUUUGACCGUCAAGUUAAAGCCAGUCUCCUUCAAGGACACAUCUGAAGGCUACGGCAGGAUUGCCGUCGCGCCAUACGGAGGUACUUUAAAUGAACUGUGGUUAGACAGAGACCUGGGUAUUGGUGGUCGUCUUCUUUACAAAGCGAAGGACACAAACAAAAUCAAAAGCGCUCUGAUUGAUUCUACUCCCUUCCCCAUUUGUAGAAUCCCUUCAUUAGCUCCUCAUUUCGGUAAACCGGCCGAAGGCCCGUUUGAUAAAGAGGACCAAACCAUCCCAGUCAUCGGCUUUCCGGCUCCAGAUGAGGAAGGCAAUGAAUCACCUACGGAUGAUGAACGGAAAUCGCCCUUAUUCGGCAAGCAUUCCAUUCAUCUUUUAAGGUACAUCGCUGGAUUAGCUGGUGUGGAGGUAUCCGAACUGAUUCAAAUGGACUUGGACUUAUUCGAUGUUCAAAAAGGUACCAUUGGUGGUAUUGGUAGGCAUUUCCUUUUCGCGCCACGUCUGGAUGACAGAUUGUGCAGUUUCGCGGCAAUGAUUGCCUUGAUUUGCUAUGCUAAAAAUGUCAACGUCGAAGACUCGGAUUUGUUCUCCGCUGUCACUUUGUAUGAUAACGAAGAAAUCGGUUCGUUGACAAGACAAGGCGCAAAGGGUGGUCUGCUGGAGUCCGUUGUGGAGCGCAGUUCUUUUGCCUUCAGCAAAAAGCCAGUCGACUUACACACGAUUUGGGCUAAUUCCAUCAUUCUAUCCGCCGACGUCAACCACUUGUAUAACCCAAACUUCCCAGAAGUCUACUUGAAGAACCAUUCUCCAGUGCCCAACGUCGGAAUCACUCUGUCGCUGGAUCCAAAUGGCCACAUGGCCACGGAUGUCGUGGGCACUGCCCUGGUGGAGGAACUGGCACGCCGCAAUGGGGACAAAGUGCAGUACUUUCAAAUCAAAAACAAUUCAAGAUCAGGCGGUACCAUUGGCCCAUCCUUGGCUUCUCAAACCGGUGCCCGUACCAUAGACUUGGGUAUCGCGCAAUUGUCCAUGCACAGUAUCAGGGCAGCUACAGGGUCCAAGGAUGUAGGAUUAGGUGUCAAGUUCUUCAGCGGCUUCUUCAAGAAUUGGAGAUCCGUCUACGAUGAAUUUGGAGAAUUGUGA
Messenger RNA from Saccharomyces kudriavzevii IFO 1802, 1545 nucleotides. It is a transcript of the gene APE1, whose product is annotated as metalloaminopeptidase APE1. The coding region runs from base 1 to 1545 and encodes 514 amino acids. Gene Ontology annotation, cellular component: fungal-type vacuole. The record is from RefSeq and is a predicted model, not a curated record. Gene Ontology annotation, molecular function: zinc ion binding; metalloaminopeptidase activity. The transcript has a single exon. Gene Ontology annotation, biological process: proteolysis. Lineage: Eukaryota; Fungi; Ascomycota; Saccharomycetes; Saccharomycetales; Saccharomycetaceae.